AUGCUGAACCAGCUCAAUCGCCGCAGGGACACGGCAAAGUCGUUCAUUCGGAGGCCUAGCACCGUAUCAGAGGAUGAAACGUCCGUGGAUGUAUCCUCCGUGGCCCCACCGCCCUUGCAGAGCUCCACUGCCAUAUACAGGGGCCGGUCUCUCUACCGUCCAGAGCGCGGUCACGCACGAGCGCCUCUUCUUAAUCCAGAAGGCGAACCGGAUGAUCCAUUUUCCGUGUCUCAUAAGCCUCGUUGGUGGCGAAUGUGGUGGCAUUAUCUUGCACUUAUAUGCACAUUUUGGGCACCUGCACCUCUUCUAUCACUUAUUGGCCUACAUACUGCUGCUGUGCGGCAGGCAUGGCGCGAGAAAAUAACUUUGGUCCUCCUAUCAUGUUCACUGGGUGGUAUUAUCGCAUUUAUUACUGUGGGACUACAACGUACGCUUUGUGGCGAUCAAGCGGAGGGCGUAUUUGUUAAUGUUAAGCGUGCAUCCGGCUAUGUCGGCGUCUUGGGCGAGGCCUACAGCACCGCUAAUUCGAAAUUCCCAGAAGCAUUCAUCUAUGAUCAAAUUCGAGAGCAUAGUGGUCUUGAUGUAUCGCAGUUUUUUGAAUUCUCUGAGGAUGCUUUCCCAGCAUGCAAGAAUAUCAACACAACCGUGGCCAAACCACUAGACUGUGCUGAUGCCGACGGGAAAAAAAUCAGAUGUCUGGACAAGCUUCGCGUCGAUAAUUUAGAGUCCGAUCUUGGUCUCAAGAAAGUAAAUCAACAUAUUGGCUACGACUGGGAAGACCUUGUUAACGGCACUGGCAAGCUACUCGCCAUCGACGGAUAUGUGCUAAAUUUUAAUGCCUACCUCGCCACAUAUACAAAACCCAUACCUAAUGAUCCCGUCGACAAAGUGAUCCGCAACUUCUUUUCCCCUUCAUCUAACUACACAGACAUGUCUGAUGCCACGCGCCUAUUUACCAUCGACAAGCUUGCUCGUGAUGCUAUACCUUGCUUGAAGCAACGAUACCAGGCGGGUCGUGUAAAUUACAAGACCACCGGCUGUUUCAUGGCUGACCUCAUUCUUUAUAUAUCCUUGAUUGUAAUUCUUGGCCUCGUAUUUGCACGUACCAUCAUGGCUGUUUGGUAUGCCUUUGUUGGAUCGCGCCGCUUGGCUAGCACGCCACCACCACCAGGCAAGUUCUCAGCUACAGGUAUGCGGCGUCCGCGACCAAAGUCGCAUGUUGCCAUGCCUGACGGCGCAACACAUGAAAACUCAAUGGGUGUUGCACCAUGGGCCCAAAAAGGUAUAGUGACACCUACGCCGGCCUCAAGUAAAAACUUGCCAAAUAACAAUGUGUCGCUCAUGACACCUGCCUCCAUGACACCUGAAGAUAUUGGCAAUGAUCCAUACAUUGUUUGUCUGGUGACAUGCUAUUCAGAGGGUCUUGAUGGUAUUUCUGCUACUCUAUCGUCUCUGAGCGCGACGGAAUAUCCUACAAACCGCAAACUUAUCUUUGUUGUCGCUGAUGGUAUGAUCACGGGCAAGGGUGAGUCUAUGAGCACACCGGAUGUGUGCGUCAGUCUUAUGACCCCUGACAUGCGCUUUGGCACACCCACGCCAAUGAAAUAUCGCUCGGUUUCAUCAGGUAAGAAAGCGCAGAACAUGGCGCUUGUUUACGCUGGCCAUUAUCAAGACCCUUCUGGUGGUGAGUCUGUGCCGAUGGUUGUGGUGGUCAAAUGCGGUAUGCCUGAAGAGGCCGCUGGUCAAAAGGCAGGAAACCGCGGUAAACGUGACUCCCAAAUGGUCCUAAUGAGCUUUUUCCAACACGUUACAUACAAUGAUCCCAUGUCGCCCUUGGACUAUGACUUGUUCCGAAAAAUUCAUGCAUUGAUGGGUGUAACGCCAGACUUUUUUGAGAUGGUCCUUAUGGUUGAUGCUGACACCAAGGUUCAUCCACCAGCGCUUCGUUAUUUGGCUAAUGCCAUGCUGAAUGACCACCGGAUUAUGGGAGCGUGUGGUGAGACGCGAAUCCAAAACAAGCUACAAAGCUGGGUCACAGCGAUACAAGUGUUUGAGUAUUUCAUUUCGCACCAUCAGGUCAAGGCAUUUGAAGCUGUUUUCGGUGGUGUCACAUGUUUGCCUGGUUGCUUUAGUAUGUACCGUAUCAAAGCGCGCAAGCCUGGCUUCGACGAUUGGAUUCCUGUGAUCGUGAAGCAAGAUAUCAUUCGCGAAUACAGUCAAACGAUCGUCACGACUCUGCAUCAAAAGAACUUGCUAUUGCUUGGCGAAGAUCGAUUUCUCAGCACCCUCAUGCUACGAACCUUUCCCCACCGCCGUAUGGUGUUCGUACCACAUGCCGUGUGUCACACCGAGGUACCACAUACGCUUCGCAUGCUCCUGUCACAACGACGUCGCUGGAUUAAUUCGACCGUGCAUAACCUUAUGGAGCUUCUGUUGGUGCGAGAUCUGUGCGGCACUUUCUGUUUUUCGAUGCAAUUCGUCGUACUUAUGGAUCUGAUUGGUACUCUUGUUCUGCCCGUGGCUAUUUCACUCACAUACUACCUUAUCAUCAUGUCGGCCAAAGACCCGCCCAAGGACUUCACAUCUGCCAUCCCACUCAUGAUGCUUCUUGUCGUUCUUUUCUUACCAGGAUUUAUCAUUGCUAUGGUGCGCUUCAGCCCUUCCCAUGUAAUUUGGCUUGUCAUCUAUCUAAUUUUCUUGCCUGUGUGGAAUUUUCUUCUUCCCGCGUAUUCAUUUUGGCAUUUCGAUGACUUUUCUUGGGGUGAGACACGUCGAAUAGAGGGUGAAACGAAGAGUGGGGCUCAUGAAACUUCGGAAGAAGGUUACCAUGCUGCUCUCGAGGUGCCGAUGCGAUUGUGGACUGAAUGGGAAACGUCGCGAAUUCGCAAGCAGGAGCGCAAUGCACGGCGGCGCCAAGAAAUGGAGCAUCAGUUUGGGGGCGGCUUUCACAAUGACGUCGAUCCUCGGCAUGAUGCGGGUCUUCGCCUCGCUGAUCUCGAUCGGCCAUGCUCGCCCAUGUCACAGGAAACAUCAGAAGAUCAAUGGGGCGAUCAUAUCGAUGGCUAUGACGAGAAUGCGCCUUUGCCCGACCUCAUGCAUUCUGCGCGCCCCUUAUCUAUGAUUGCAGCGCAAGGCGGCGGUACAGUUCAAGAUGAUGACUUGGAAAACAUUCUACAGGGCGGUUGGGAUGAUGAUGGCUCCAUAUCAUGGGAAAAACGGAGGCCGCCUCCGCUCAUCAGUGCAGCCAACGAUUCGAUUGUAUCCUUCCAGGGCGAGUCAGAUCCGCUGGCGGGCUUGACACCCGUGCGUUCAUCGGUUGAUUUGGGCGCCAGCUUACCUAGCUUGGCACCAUUUGAUGAUGGAUUUAACUCCCACGAAAUGACGCCGGCUGCCUCAUCGGCAGUUGAAGAACGCCGCACACAUGUCCGCAACCGCUCUUCCGGUCCGUCGCGCCCGCUAUCCAAGGUCCGCUUUUUCCAUUGA
This is a messenger RNA of Malassezia restricta, 3483 nucleotides long. RefSeq names its product chitin synthase. Gene Ontology annotation, molecular function: chitin synthase activity. NCBI's taxonomy places the organism in Eukaryota, Fungi, Basidiomycota, Malasseziomycetes, Malasseziales, Malasseziaceae. The coding region runs from base 1 to 3483 and encodes 1160 amino acids. The record is from RefSeq and is a predicted model, not a curated record. Gene Ontology annotation, cellular component: cell periphery; cell septum. The transcript has a single exon.